Mercenaria mercenaria is the source of this 1719-nucleotide messenger RNA. RefSeq names its product heavy metal-binding protein HIP-like. The transcript is spliced from 2 exons. The coding region runs from base 34 to 777 and encodes 247 amino acids. NCBI's taxonomy places the organism in Eukaryota, Metazoa, Mollusca, Bivalvia, Venerida, Veneridae. The record is from RefSeq and is a predicted model, not a curated record. Gene Ontology annotation, molecular function: protein binding.
AGUAACUUAAUUUAGUCAGAGUCAACAAUCACCAUGCAGAGCAUCCUCCUUAUUUGUAUUAUGCUUGUAGCUCCUUGUUGCACAGAGCCACAUUGCUCAAAAUUUCAUUACGAGGAAAGUUUACUAGAAAAGAUGAUUAGGACGGAAAUUCUUGUUCAAAAUAUGAAGAAAGAAAUUGGAGAUAUCCAAAAUCAAGUGAGAGAAUCGCUUGCAAAUCUGAAAGAAGAAACUAAUACUUGGAAAACUGAAAUUGAAACAUUGCAGGAGAACAGUAAAACCAAGCUAGCUGAACUAAGUGAGAAAGCAAGCAGCGAGCUCGACAAAAAUAUGCAAAAAGUAGAUGACUUGAAAGGUAGGGCAGUGUUGCCAAAUGUUGUCUUUAAUGCCAAGAAAGUCAUAAAUGAUAGCCCAGGAUCUGGUAAUACUAUCGUGUUCACUGAGAUAAUUCUAAACCUCGGCGAGGCUUAUAGUCCUGACACCGGAGUAUUCACUGCUCCGCAUGGAGGCACAUACCUCAUUACCGUCCAGUUAUGUGUUGACGGCAGUAAAUAUAUUGAUUACGGAUUGGUUGUUGACGAAGUAUACAUGAAUGUAGCGCGAUAUCAGGACAAUCAUGCAGUAGUUUGUUGCUAUGGUUCAACCACGACCGUCUCUUUGAAGCCGGGAAGCAAAGUUUGGGUCAAAGUCGUCAACCGUUCAUCAAGUGGAACACUUUUGUACGGCAGCAAUUCAAACUACUGGAAUACAUUCACAGGAGUUCUCAUUCGUGUUGAUUAAUAAUGUUUCGUGGUUAAUAUUUUACGAGCCUGUGGUAAUUUGAUAUAUCAGCUGUUUCAUUAUCCAUAUUGAGCACUACAUGUGAUAUAUGGUUGACUGCUACUGUUCUUUGAACAUUCAUUUUAGAAAAAAUAUUCAAUGUACUUUUUAGCAAGAUGUAUCGUCACUUACUAUGGCUGAAUUCAGCUUUAUAUAUUUGUAAGGUAUUACUUUAAUGUGGGCAGUGUAUUUCUAUCAAAGUCUAUCCAAAAUACCUCAUUUCCACCCUCAUCUGGCCAGAUUUCAAUUUUCAGCAACGUUCCGUUAUAGGCAUGAACACACUGGUCUUCUUAAUUUUAUAUAAAAUAUAGACAUAUCAAAUGGCUGCAGCACACAACAGAACCCAUUUUAAAUGUCUAUAACUUUUUUUUUCUUGAAGAAUAUAGCUGAAUAACAACCAAAAGAAAAGUGAUGGUCAUGUUUGAUUCAAGAAAAGCAAUUUUCAGUCAAACUAGCUCACUGUAAAAUCAGCUCAAAAUAACAUUCCACGCAAAAUACUGUAAUGUCAAACAUAAACCUGGCGUGUGCAAUGAAAGUAUGGAAAGAUAGUGACAGUUAGUUUCAUUUUAAAUGUACAACAACCUAAAUUCCUGAAAAAUACUAUACUUUAACUUGAUAGCAACAGUUAUAUGAUUUCGUCAACGCUCGAAAUUUUCUCGUUUGAUUUGGUAACAUUGAUAGUCAAACGCUUUUCAAUGCUGACAUUGUAGAAAGUAAUAUAGAAGCAUCCCGACGAAACGUCCCUGGAGACAGAGAAUUCGGCAAUGAAAUAUGAAAGUACAUUUUUUUACUUUAAGUAAUACCGUAUCUACCGCUUAGAAACCCAGCGAAUGAGAGAAAAAAUGCUAUAUAUAACAUGCUGCAAGACGUACAUCAUUCCUUACUUGAAUGUUCAUGAUGUAA